Molecule: messenger RNA, 4145 nt
Organism: Durio zibethinus
Lineage: Eukaryota; Viridiplantae; Streptophyta; Magnoliopsida; Malvales; Malvaceae
Product: ubiquitin C-terminal hydrolase 13-like
Biological process (GO): protein deubiquitination; regulation of protein stability
Cellular component (GO): cytosol; nucleus
Molecular function (GO): cysteine-type deubiquitinase activity; protein binding
Source: RefSeq, a predicted model, not a curated record
AAAAAAAGAAAAAGAAACCAAUAAAAAGUAAGGGAAAUAUUUGAAAUCCCGAAAAUACCCAUUUCCCGAAUAAAGGCCAUCGAAAGACCUUGGCUUUCUUUCUUCUUCUCGACAACCGUCUGGUGAUCUCUCUCUAUCUCUUCUCCCUUUCUCUCCUCGUUUCUCUUCACUGUGAUAAAAUCAGUCAAUAAAAAUUAAACCAAAAUAAAAAAGGAAAAAUCUGUCUUCCUUUCUUUUUUCUCUUAUUUUGAUAAGCUUAAAAAUUUUUACCUCUCAAUUUCAUAGCCAUGACUAUCAUGACCCCUGCCCCCAUCGAUCAGCAAGAAGAUGAGGAAAUGCUCGUCCCGCAUUCUGAUUUGACCGACAAUCACCAGCCCAUGGAAGUUGUGGCGCAACCCGAGACUGGGAAUACUGUGGAAAAUCAACCAGUGGAGGAUCCUUCUUCAUCAAGAUUCACUUGGAGGAUUGAUAACUUCUCCAGGUUAAACACUAGGAAGCAUUAUUCUGAAGUCUUUGUUGUCGGCGGUUAUAAAUGGCGAAUACUGAUAUUUCCAAAGGGAAACAAUGUGGAUCAUUUGUCUAUGUAUUUGGAUGUUGCUGACUCAGCAAGUUUACCCUAUGGGUGGAGUAGAUAUGCGCAGUUCAGUUUGGCGGUAGUUAAUCAAAUUCAUAAUAAAUAUUCCAUCAGAAAAGACACACAGCAUCAGUUUAAUUCACGAGAAAGUGAUUGGGGUUUUACAUCCUUUAUGCCCCUUGGCGAGUUAUAUGAUCCUUGCAGAGGGUAUCUUGUGAAUGACGCUUUGAUCAUUGAAGCAGAGGUUGUUGUCCGCAGAAUUGUGGAUUACUGGACAUAUGACUCAAAGAAGGAAACUGGUUAUGUUGGACUUAAGAAUCAAGGAGCAACAUGUUACAUGAACUCUCUGCUCCAAACUCUGUAUCACAUUCCUUACUUCAGGAAGGCUGUGUAUCAUAUGCCUACAACUGAGAAUGAUAUGCCAUCUGGAAGCAUCCCUCUUGCUCUACAGAGUUUAUUUUACAAACUCCAGUACAGUGACAGCAGUGUUGCAACAAAAGAGCUGACCAAAUCUUUUGGAUGGGACACAUAUGAUUCUUUCAUGCAGCAUGAUGUUCAAGAACUUAAUAGGGUUCUGUGUGAAAAGCUUGAAGAUAAAAUGAAGGGAACUGUUGUGGAGGGCACCAUACAGCAGUUGUUUGAAGGGCACCAUAUGAACUAUAUUGAGUGCAUUAAUGUGGAUUACAAAUCUACAAGGAAGGAGUCAUUUUAUGACCUACAGCUCGAUGUUAAAGGCUGUCCUGAUGUAUAUGCUUCUUUUGAAAAGUAUGUUGAAGUUGAACGUCUUGAAGGUGAUAAUAAAUAUCAUGCUGAACAAUAUGGAUUGCAGGAUGCAAAGAAGGGUGUGUUGUUCAUUGACUUCCCUCCGGUCCUUCAACUUCAGCUUAAACGAUUUGAAUAUGAUUUUAUGCGGGACACUAUGGUCAAGAUUAAUGACCGCUAUGAAUUCCCUUUGCAACUUGACCUUGACCGAGAUGAUGGAAAAUACUUAUCACCAGAAUCUGAUAGGAGUGUUCGCAAUCUUUACACGCUUCACAGUGUCCUUGUUCACAGUGGUGGAGUGCAUGGUGGACAUUAUUAUGCAUUUAUCAGGCCGACUCUUUCUGAUCAAUGGUACAAAUUUGAUGAUGAAAGAGUGACCAAAGAAGAUAUGAAAAGGGCAUUAGAGGAGCAAUAUGGUGGUGAAGAAGAGUUACCACAGAUGAAUCCGGGAUUCAAUAAUACUCCUUUCAAAUUUACCAAAUAUUCAAAUGCAUACAUGCUGGUGUAUAUCCGUGAAAGUGACAAAGACAAGAUAAUAUGUAAUGUUGAUGAGAAGGAUAUCGCUGAACAUCUUAGGGAGAGGUUGAAGAAAGAACAAGAAGAAAAGGAGCAUAAAAAGAAAGAGAAGGCAGAGGCACACCUUUACACUAUUAUAAAGGUUGCACAAGAUGAUGAUCUUGCUGAGCAGAUUGGGAAGGAUAUAUAUUUUGAUCUUGUGAAUCAUGAUAAAGUAAGGAGUUUCCGUAUUCAGAAGCAGAUGACUUUCAAUGUGUUUAAGGAAGAGAUUGCUAAAGAGUUUGGCAUACCAGUGCAAUUUCAGCGUUUCUGGUUGUGGGCCAAGCGUCAAAACCAUACAUACCGUCCAAAUCGACCAUUGACACCUUUGGAGGAAACACAAUCUGUUGGAACAUUGAGGGAGGUAUCAAAUAAGGUUCACAAUGCAGAACUAAAGUUGUUCCUGGAAGUUGAGCUUGGGCUGGAUUUACGCCCAAUUGCUCCACCAGAUAAGACAAAGGAAGAUAUUUUACUGUUCUUCAAGCACUAUGAUCCUGAGAAAGAAGAGCUUCGCUUUGUUGGAAGGCUGUUUGUGAAAAGUGCAGGCAAGCCAAUAGAAAUUUUGUCCAAAUUAAACAAAAUGGCAGGGUAUGCUCCUGAUGAAGAGAUCGAUCUUUAUGAGGAAAUUAAGUUUGAGCCCAGUGUUAUGUGUGAACCAAUUGACAAGAAAAUCAUAUUCCGAGCUAGCCAGCUUGAGGAUGGUGACAUAGUUUGCUUUCAAAAGUCUCUCCCUGUUGAAAGUACUGAACAAUACCGCUAUCCAGAUGUUCCUUCAUUUUUGGAAUAUGUGCAUAAUCGUCAGGUUGUGCACUUUCGGUCUUUGGAAAAACCCAAGGAAGAUGAUUUUUGUUUGGAGAUGUCGAGGCUUUAUGCUUAUGAUGAUGUUGUUGAAAGAGUAGCUCAGAACCUUGGUUUGGAUGAUCCAUCAAAAAUCAGGCUAACUUCGCACAACUGUUACUCUCAGCAACCCAAACCUCAGCCUAUUAAGUACCGUGGAGUGGAUCAUUUGUCUGACAUGCUGGUCCACUACAAUCAGACUUCUGAUAUUUUGUACUAUGAAGUAUUAGACAUACCUCUGCCAGAAUUACAAUGUUUGAAAACCCUGAAGGUAGCAUUUCAUCAUGCUAUUAAGGAUGAAGUUGUUAUCCAUACUAUUAGGCUUCCAAAACAGAGCACUGUGGGUGAUGUGAUUAAUGAUCUUAAGACAAGGGUGGAGUUGUCUCAUCCUGAUGCAGAACUGAGGUUGCUUGAAGUUUUCUAUCACAAGAUCUACAAGAUUUUCCCACUUAGUGAGAAGAUUGAAAAUAUAAAUGACCAAUACUGGACACUACGGGCAGAAGAGAUCCCAGAAGAAGAGAAAAAUCUUGGUCCAAAUGAUCGCCUAAUUCAUGUUUACCACUUUACUAAGGAGACAGCUCAGAACCAAAUGCAAAUUCUGAAUUUUGGAGAACCCUUUUUCUUGGUUAUUCGUGAAGGUGAGACAUUGGCUGAAAUAAAAGUUCGAAUACAGAAGAAGCUGCAAGUUCCAGAUGAGGAGUUUGCUAAGUGGAAGUUUGCAUUCCUCUCACUUGGCCGGCCAGAGUACCUUCUAGAUUCUGAUAUUGUAUCUUGUCGUUUUCAGAGACGAGAUGUUUAUGGUGCUUGGGAGCAGUACCUUGGAUUGGAGCACUUUGACAAUGCUCCGAAAAGAGCUCAUGCAGCUAAUCAGAACCGGCACACUUUUGAGAAGCCAGUUAAAAUCUACAAUUAGGGACCAUUUUAAAUUACCUCCCUUGAUAACAUUGCACAAAAGGGUGGCUCUCUACAUGGAUUAUACGAGUGGGGAGAACACUUAAAGCAAAUGAAAAUGUGAGGCAACAAGUUAGCAUUCAGAUGGCAUCUGCUGCGACAUUUGCUUGUUUGAUUUGUUGGAUACGUGAUUCUUUUGCUAGUGUGAUAUCUAAUCAAGUGUCAAUUAUCGAUCCACUGAGCUUCUGCUACUUCUGUCUUUGAAUGGAGGUUGGCUCCGUCUGGAGUAAUGGGGUAAGUUGCCUGUGUAAUUUGACAGUACAUAAACAAGAUUUUGGAUUAGUAUAGAGAGUAUAGUUGGGGAGGACGUUGUCAUUUUCUCCCUCUUGUUUGUUUCCUGAUUUUGUAUGAUGCAUUUAGCAAAAUGGGGGGCUGUGUAAUGGUUGAUUGCCAUUCUUUUGAUGCCUAUGGCCUUAUGUCUACAUUCUCAUAUACGAAAUUUGCCAGACUCUGCAAUCCUAAACUU